Molecule: messenger RNA, 648 nt
Organism: Melampsora larici-populina 98AG31
Lineage: Eukaryota; Fungi; Basidiomycota; Pucciniomycetes; Pucciniales; Melampsoraceae
Exons: 5
Coding region: 20-646 (208 amino acids)
Biological process (GO): formation of translation preinitiation complex; translation reinitiation
Molecular function (GO): translation initiation factor activity; mRNA binding
Source: RefSeq, a predicted model, not a curated record
AAGACUGUUUACCAACAAAAUGACUGAAUCCACUCCAACACUAGAACCAGUCAUCCUCAAUCAAAUCUUAUAUUGUAAAAUUUGCUCAUUUCCAAUCGAAUAUUGCGAAUUCGGAACAAGACUAUCAAAAUGUAAAACAUGGCUUUCAGAAACAAAUCCAAUUCAAUACAAACUGCUUUAUCCAGACCUAAUCGAAUUAGAAUCACAAUUAUCAAAUCUAUCUAUAGAAGAAAGAGAAAAGAGGUUAAAAGAAGUUGAGAAAUUAAAUAAAGAAGCCUUGAAGAAAGAAGUUAAAGAAGAAGCUAGAUUGGUUAGAUUAAAGGAAAAAACCUUGGCUUCUAAAGUGACUGUUAAGACGGUUGAAAGAACUAAGAGGAAACGCAUCACUACCGUUCAUGGACUUGAAGCUUUUGGUGUUGAUUUAAAGAAAUUAGCUAAGUUAUUUGCAUCUAAAUUUGCUACUGGAGCAUCAGUGACCAAAAACAAUCAAGGAGAAGAUGAGAUUGUAAUCCAAGGUGAUGUAUCUGAUGAAGUUUUAGAUUUGUUUGAAGAAACUACUGGAAAGUUUGCUGAUUUAAUUGGAAAUGGUAAAAUUCCUGAUGAAAAUAUUGUCUUUGUUGAUGAUACCAAAAAGAAAAAAUCUUAAUC